Vicia faba (fava bean) is the source of this 597-nucleotide messenger RNA. Lineage: Eukaryota; Viridiplantae; Streptophyta; Magnoliopsida; Fabales; Fabaceae. The record is from the annotation of a GenBank genome assembly.
AUGGAUACUUAUGCAAACUUCAGCUGCCAAUUAAGAAUAAUACAAGCACGAAACAUUGAAUUCAUCAACUCCACCAAAAACUUGUUUGCCAGGUUUUAUCUUCCAAUAGGAAACAACAAAAGAAUUCAACUCAACACCAAAAAUGUUUCUACUAAAUUAGUACCCUUCUGGGACGAGUCUUUUAAUCUAGAUUGUUCUUGUCCUCAAGAGUUUUUGGAAAUCCUUAAUCAACAAAGCCUUGUAUUGGAGCUAAGGCAGAGGAAGAUGUGGGGGUCACAACUUAUUGGAAAAGGUGAGAUUCCAUGGAAGGUGAUUCUUGAAUCACAAAACAUGGAGUUAAAAGAAUGGUUGAAAAUGGAUUUGGCGAGUGGAAGUGAUUGCAAAGAGGUUAUGUUGUCAACACCAGAAGUGGAAGUAGAGAUUAAAGUAAGAGUAUCUUCCGUUGCUGAGAUGGAGAAGCAAAAUAACAAGAAGUGUAAUAAUUGGAAUGAGUGUGGAUGCAAAAAUGGUCAUGAUCAUAAUGCUUGGUGCAAUAUUGCAGAAGACUGUGAUAUGUUAACAAUAUCAUUCGAUUUCAUGACAAACCAAAAACAAUAA